AUGGAGAGGCCAGCCGGUCCAGUCGAGCCCUGCCCGGGUCAGAAGACAAGAGGGAAGUCAAGGGCACGAAUGAGGAGGUCGGGAGGAAAAGUGGUAGCAGAUGAUAGGAAGAGAGCCAAAAAGCGAAAAGAGGCAGAAAGUGAAGCAGAAGAAGAAGAAGAAGCAAGAGAGCCACGCAGGGCGGGGAGGGAAGAAGACGCAGAGAGAGACAGCGCAGGCAGGCAGGCAGGCAGGCGGGAGUUCUUAGGGGCUUCUUCACGGCCUGUCUUUAACUGA
Nannizzia gypsea CBS 118893 is the source of this 276-nucleotide messenger RNA. RefSeq lists its product as hypothetical. Lineage: Eukaryota; Fungi; Ascomycota; Eurotiomycetes; Onygenales; Arthrodermataceae. The record is from RefSeq and is a predicted model, not a curated record. Bases 1 to 276 code for a protein of 91 amino acids. The transcript is spliced from 3 exons.